AUCUCAAAACGGGCUCACGCCAGGAGAAAGGAGAAGCCGCAUCCCCGCCUUCGGCGGACAAAAGGGAGCCCGCACUGCAAGAAGACCUUCCAUUGAGCAGGAAAAGGCUACAUCUCCCAUCAGACUUUGGGGGAAAGACUGCCCUUCGCAUCUCCUUCGCCCCUCCCACUGGCCGAGGACUUGCCCGAGCAUGCAGCUUUCAGUUUCUCUAGAGAGCGAGCGUGACGGGAGUUGAAGCGUUGGUCCUUCUGCGCCUGGAGAAUCGCGGGGAGCCAUGACUGAACCUCUGGACUUCUACCAAACGUUUGUUUUCCUUGAUAUUGAGUCCACCGGGUUGCCCAGAGACCAACCGCGCAUAGCGGAGCUGUGCCUCUUUGCUGUUCACCAAUCUUCCCUGCAGCCCUCUCCACAGACAAAAGGACCCCAGCUGCCUCGCAUCAUAGACAAGCUGAUCCUCUGCAUCGACCCCCAGAAACCCUUUACUCUGUGCGCACAGGCUAUAACUGGGCUCAGCAACCAAAAUCUAGAAGAGAACUGUAAGCAGGAAACCAACCGUUCUUUGAUGGAGACCCUGAAAGGGUUUUUAGACCGGCAAGCUCAACCCAUUUGCUUAGUGGCCCACAAUGGUCUCCGCUUCGACUUUCCUCUGCUACGUAAAGAACUGUGGCAAAUAGGCACCGACCUGCCUGCAAAUACAGGAUGCCUUGACACAUUGCAGGCUUUGAAGGAUGUACUUAGAGUGCCAUACCUGAGCUAUAAGCUGGGAAAUCUGUACCAGUAUUUCUACAGAGAGGAACCAUCCAGAGCCCACACAGCUGAAGGAGAUGUGCUUACUCUUCUCCUCGUGUUUCUUGCUAAGGCCCUUGAGCUGAAAGCUUGGGCAGCCCAUCAGGCCCAGAAGUGGGAGGAGAUUCAACCUAUGGAUUUUCCUCACUCAAACAGGAUCUGAUCUCUGGAAAAAAUAACACCCUAUCUCUACUUGUCUUCCGUUAUACUGAACCAUAUUUUUUUUUAAAUUGUGGUUUGUUGAUUAAACCAUAAUUUAUAAGCUUGUUCUUGACCAACCAAGCUCUUUUUCUUUCCUGGAUGUAGAAAACCACAGCAACAACCACAGAGAAGAUAUGCAGUGGCAGUUAGCAAAACAUGAUUCAAACCUGGAACAGGAAGGGAAUACUAGAAAGAAACUCAAUGUGGUUCUGCCUAAACUUUAUUUGAUAUAAGAGGAAGGGAAACAGGGAAGGAAAAUGCAAUUAACUUUCAGGAUUCUAUUACUAAUACCUACCGGUAUAUCAAUAAAUUAGAGUGCCAAUAAAUCUUGUAGGUUCUUCUUCCUGACGUGGACUUGAAGAGGGUGACACUUGGGAUCAUGUGGCAACUAUCUGAUCCUUGGGAGAAGAUCCUGCUUUAAUAAAUAGCCAACACAUGCUGUGUCAGGUCUCAAUGAAUUUUUCCUCUUCAAAUCUGAAAUGCCACAUGAUCCUAGAAAUUCCUUUUCAUUUGCACAUUUAAGGAAUUUGUCUAAUUCUACUUCAGAUUUUCAUCAUUAUUUUUGAGCAUAAUGUACACAGUUGCUAUAAGGCUAAAAUUUAAAGAUGCAUGUUUUAGUUUCUUAGCCAACUUUUCCUAUUUUAAAGGAAAGGGAUUCUCCUGAAGAUAUGGAUUUAAACCUACUUUGAGACAGAUCUGGAUUUUGGAAAUAUUUGGAAGGGAACUUCAGGAAUCCUUUCUAUGUGCUCUAAAGGAAAAUGAAUUAUUGGUGAUAAGAAGACCAAGCUUUUGAUAACAAAUUUGCCACUAGGAAUUCCAUAAUUUAUUUAAGCUAUCUUAAAUUGGGGUAAAAGUUAUUAUGGAGAAUUAAAUUUGAAAAGUGUGUGAGUUAACAGUAUUUCCACUAAAGAUCCUCAAAUUUUGAAGAUUUGGAUUGCUUAUAUUUGCUCUGGAUACAAAUGCCAACUUUCCCACUCCCCCUAAUGUAUCUUGAAGUAAGGUUUGUUAAUGUAAGUGCCUGUUCCUCAAUUACUGCCUGUAAUUAUAUUAGUAAAGAAACCUUUACAAAUACCUGGAAGAUGCCAGGUUGGAGAUGAAUAAAGUUGUCUUAUCUUACAAUCAUGAAAUGAAAAGUUUAUUUUUGAAUGGGAUUGCGGUUUUAAUAAGUUUGUGGGUGAGACCAAAUUUGAACUGGGCACUUCUUGUUAUAUAUUUCAGCCACCAUUGCUAUCAGAAGGCCUUAAUAUUCUGCUUUUAACCCAUGGUGUUUAACAUUGUGAUGUAUAAAUGUUAAUGAACACAGAAGUAGCAUUUGUAAAUAAUGUUGGCAUAAGGAAGUAGUUUUCUAGCACAGUACUUAUUUGAACUCCCACAUGCUUGCAAUAACCUGUGAAAAAAAUUCCUAAGUUCCUAAGUAAACAAAAUAGGUUGUUCUAGGAAGUACUUCCUGUUGCUUAUUUGUUUAUCUCAUAAUUAUCAGUUACAUUUGAUGGACUGUUUUCUUAUUCUCUUAUUUUUUUAUUUUUUAAAUCCCCUUUUAUUUGAUAUAUGCACAGUUAUGUAAAAAAAAUCAGAGACUGAGAGGUACAACCAAUGAAUCGGUUAGUUUAAAAUUGUCCCCUAAUU
Notechis scutatus (mainland tiger snake) is the source of this 2613-nucleotide messenger RNA. It is a transcript of the gene TREX2, whose product is annotated as three prime repair exonuclease 2. Gene Ontology annotation, cellular component: cytoplasm. NCBI's taxonomy places the organism in Eukaryota, Metazoa, Chordata, Lepidosauria, Squamata, Elapidae. The record is from RefSeq and is a predicted model, not a curated record. Gene Ontology annotation, molecular function: 3'-5'-DNA exonuclease activity; nucleic acid binding. Gene Ontology annotation, biological process: DNA catabolic process.